CUCGCAGAACAUUAAAAGCCGCAGUAAGUAACGUAAUCGCAAAUGGCAAUAGUCAAAUGACAGCUCUACGGUCGAAAGAUGCUAAGGAACGUAUCACAUGAAUUUCAAAUGAAGGAGAAAACCUAGAAUACACUAGUCCCCAAUAUCUGCUGGUGCCUUGAUCGGAUAUCAUAUAAGAUAGGUCGUGAAAGGUAGCACUUGGAAAUUCUACAUUUGGUGACCAAGAAGGUCAAAUAAAAGCGGGAACAGAGAAGCAAAGAGAUUGUCUACCUAACAAAAUGGACUCUUUGAAAGCAAAUGCUGAGGACAAAAGCAAAGAGAAAAUUAUCAAUAUUUUUGCGUUCUUUAUGUUCGGCUUGAUUGAGUACGUAUCCUUUGGAACUAUAAUAACCGGCUCACAGGAUAUUCUCGCCAAUACAGAAGUUCCAACGACAAUAACAAUUCUAACCGCGAAUCUUCCAUACCUGUUGCUCUCCAUCGUUUUCCCGUAUUUUAUGUCAAAGGUUCCCGUUCCUAUUCGAGUUUGGAGUGCAUUUGGGCUACUCACAUUGGGAAUGCUAGUUGUAGCACUCGGACAAAACUUGUGGCUCAGGCUUUUCGGAAUUGCGCUAAAUUCGGUGGGAUAUUCCUUCAUAGAAGUUGGCUUGCUUCCGCUAACGGCGUUUUACAGUGAAAGGACUGUGUUUGCGUUUUCUGGUGGCACCGGUUUGAGUUUCAUCGGUACAACCUAUUACACAGUUGUGACAACGUAUGGGUGCCUGUCACCGUCAAGAACCAUGCUCACGGUAUCAUGGCUACCAGUCUUCAUCCCUUUAUGUUACUACCUAAUGGACAAACAAAACAUACAGCGAAGCGCAGGGGAGGGCUCCGUCGCGUACACCCCCCUGGCUACAUCAAGCACUAAAGAAUUAGACGAAUUGGAGUCAGAGGCCCCCCUUACCAAGCAAGAGAAACUCACCAUCGCAAGCUCACAUUUAGUUUAUUUUGCGACAUUUUUUCUUGGAAUAUGCGGAAAGUAUUUGUCGCUUAGUGGAAUGACGACCACCCUGGCCUUCCCAAAAGGCACUUCUGGCCUUAAACUAGAGCCACGUGAUCAGUUCGUGUUCUACGCGAUGAGCUUUGCAAUUGGCGAGAUGUUUGGUCGCGCGUACGGUUGUCUUGUGUUGUUUUCAAAGCAUGGCUCCCGGUUUGUUACAAGCCAUAUUUGGAUCUUUACGCUUAUAAUCUGGAUAAAAGUCUUUUUCUUGUUCUUCGCAAGCUGGUUUAGAUUCCUCGAUAGUGUCUGGAUUGUAGUAUUUGUAACGUUUCUUAUAGGGUUAACCGCGGGUGCACUGUAUUUCAACGCAUUCUCUUUGGCGGGAAAAGAUGAUAUGUCGCCAUUUUGGCGGGAAUUUUCCCGCGCUUUUCUGGUAGGCGCGUUCGCUGGUGGUAUUGUGAUUGGUUCUGUGCUCGGUGCUGUUACUGAGCCAAUCAUGAGAGAACAUUGCAUGCAGAUCACCGAUAGGCAUUAUUGCUACACAAGAACAAUGAGUUCCUGGAACAGUACCGCCUGUUGGUAUUAACAGGCAUUAAGACCGUUUAGAGGAAUUUGACGGCGUAGUUGCGCCUUUAGUCCUAUAUAGGGGCUGGGGACGAAGGAGAAUUAAA
This is a messenger RNA of Nematostella vectensis (starlet sea anemone), 1647 nucleotides long. RefSeq names its product protein BTN1-like. Gene Ontology annotation, cellular component: vacuole; membrane. NCBI's taxonomy places the organism in Eukaryota, Metazoa, Cnidaria, Anthozoa, Actiniaria, Edwardsiidae. The record is from RefSeq and is a predicted model, not a curated record. Gene Ontology annotation, biological process: regulation of intracellular pH. The transcript has 2 exons. Bases 279 to 1562 code for a protein of 427 amino acids.